Molecule: messenger RNA, 2375 nt
Organism: Archocentrus centrarchus (flier cichlid)
Lineage: Eukaryota; Metazoa; Chordata; Actinopteri; Cichliformes; Cichlidae
Gene: bnip1b
Product: BCL2 interacting protein 1b
Exons: 6
Coding region: 32-724 (230 amino acids)
Biological process (GO): retrograde vesicle-mediated transport, Golgi to endoplasmic reticulum
Cellular component (GO): endoplasmic reticulum; SNARE complex
Molecular function (GO): SNAP receptor activity
Source: RefSeq, a predicted model, not a curated record
UGGGCCUCCAGCUUGCCGUAUAAAAACAACAAUGGCGUCUUCGGCGGAUGUGCACGUCCGAAUUUGCGGACAAGAAAUUAUAAAAUAUGAUCUGGAAAUUAAAGCUCUCAUUCAGGAUAUAAGGGAUUGUCCUGGACCUCAGUCUUCUCUCAUGGAGCUCAACUCUCAGGUCAAAGAGAAAUUCAACAAGCUGAGGCUCAGAAUUCAGGAUCUGGAGCAGAUGGCCAAAGAGCAGGACAAAGAGUCAGACAGACUGGGCAUCCAGGCUGAGUCAGAAAGUCAGUGGAAGCAGAUGCUGAGUAAUCAGACAGCAUGGAGGAAAGCUAACCUGGCAUGUAAACUGGCCAUAGACAAUAUGGAGAAGGACGAGCUGCUGUGUGGUGGAGAACACCACAACACCAGACAGAGGAAGGCAACCAAGGAAAGUUUAGUGGAAACCAGCAGCAACAUCACAGAGAGUCUGAUGUCUAUCAGCAGGAUGAUGGCUGAACAGGUGAAGCAGAGCGAGGACACCAUUGGAACUAUAGCCACCUCCUCCAGGACGGUGCAGGAAACCAAUGAGGAGUUUAAAAACAUGACAGGAACCAUUCACCUGGGGAGGAAGCUGAUCCUGAAGUACAACCGGCGGGAACUGACAGACAAGUUGCUCAUCUUCCUUGCACUAGCCCUCUUCUUCGCUACUGUCCUCUACAUCCUCAAGAAACGUCUCUUCCCCUUCAUUUAGCCAAACGGCUGGGUCUCUGUUCGCUUGCAAGGCGUCACCACAAUGAAUUUUAGGAGGUAUGGAGUAGACUCUCAAACCACAUGGACUCUUGGAAGCAGCACUGAAACUGGACCUGUCACUUUCUACACUUAAUAUGCAAUAUGAAGGGCUAGAAAAUGGCUGUGAAUCUCAGGAUCAACUUCAGCUGAUAUGAAAGGAGCAAAGUGAGUAAAACAGGCAUUCGGACUUUCAUACAAAACAUUAAAAGCCACAGCGUGCCUCAAACAGAUGUGGUUAUACAAUGUGUUUUUGGACUUUGAAGUCAAACAUCUCAAUACUUGUUGCAAAUGGUCACAGUUGAAGUCGGGAUCUAAAGUCUGCUGUUUCAGCCUUUCCCUUGAUGCUACACACUCCCUCCCUGGCAUUACAUCAAGGACUCUCUGGUUUUUGAGUGACUCUGCUGUCUUAAUGUGACCUUUUCUACUAUUUUGGAUGAUGGUUCUCACUUUCAGACAGCCUGAGCUCGAGGAAAUUCACAUAUUUAUAUGAGAAGUGAAGUAAAUGUAGAGUGCAUAAAAGCUCAGACACAUUUGCCAAAUUUAGUGUGAUUAUCGUGUGUAAGGCACUUUGAAGCAUACUGAAGGUAUAAUAAUGCAGUAAGACUGGCACCUACUGACCAUCAUGAUUGUCUUGCCUCAGUCCAACAUGAAAGGCAGAAAAAGUAGAGCUGCCCAGAGGGAAUAUUUUUAUUUUAAUAAAUCUGUGAUUCUGUCCUCGUGUCAGUCACGUUGAAGGGUUGGCAGUCAGUGAGUAAAACAAACUCUUCGCAAGGGUCCACUGGAGAUUUGUUUUAGCCAUCUUAUUGCUGCACAUAUGCUUCCUCGUAACUGGCGCGAUUACACACAAAUUCCAUGCAAAUGGGUGAGCUGCAUGAGAUAAAAAUGUUCUUAUUCAAAUAUUCACUUCCUGUGGAUUUUCCUUAAACCCCCAACAAAAUUAUUGAUCGUGUCUGAAUUCAGCUGCAGCUUCUAUGGUCCUGAAAAUAUGUUUCUGUAACGUGAUUCCAACUCGUCCUCCUGUUGAUUCAUGGUUGGUGUCUGUGCUGUAGUACUGUCUGACUUAAGCUGUAGAAUCAAAGCUCUGAUGUGCUGUUUCCAAAAAAAAACCCCAAAACGAAAGAAAACUGCUUACCUUCCUAGAGUCCAGUAUUCUACAUAUUGCACCUUUAAUUCAGAACUAUCCAGGGUCAAGGUUGCAAUAUGCAACAACCUUUGUUUACUUUUUUGUUAUAAUUUGUGAAUGUGUUCAAGAGAGAUCAGUGUGUGGUGUAUGUACAGUAUAUUUGCAUCAAAUGCUGUUGUUACUGAUGAGUUUACUUUGCGCCUUCCUUCCAGUCAGACUUCCAGACUACUGAUCCGAUGACGUCUGAAAACCCAAAGUAUCACAGUCUGAACUGCAGCACUGUUGGUGAGCAGACCUGUUUAACAGGACAGAACUGAUUCAAUUAACAGAUUUCUCUCUGUCCAUCAGUGUCACUGCGGUUUAAUCACAUUCAAAUACAAACUGUUCACAGCGGAGUUUUUAUGAUCCAUUUAAAUAAAAAUGUACAAAAUAUUCUUGACACCAAGGGUCUGUAUGAAAUGUGAACAAAUAGGACAUUAAAAAUAUAUAU